AUGCUCCAGGUCGCUCAGUUCUCGAGGCCCCGAGCCUUGCGCCUAAACUUCUUCAGCUUUUGUGCGCGGUCCUGCAGAUGGACGUCUUCUCAAGCAGGGAGAAAUCCGCCUCCAUGGCGGCCAGCUUCGACUUUGGAUGAUUGGGUCGACCGCCCAAUUCGCCCCAUCAGUCUGCGCCAGCUCUUCUUUUUUGGUCGUACCUUGACUGAAAGUCGUUUGCUCAGCUCUGCCAACUAUGUCCGCAUGGAACUGCCUACAAGACUUGCUCAUCGCCUGCGAGAUAUGCAGCGUUUGCCCUAUGUGGUGGUCACCAAUCCGCACCUGUCAUUCGUCUACGAGCUCUACUACAAGUCCUUUGAGAGUUUUCGCCGUGUCCCCGUCAUCAGAACCGUGGAAGAAAAUGAUGCUUUUUGCAAAGUCAUUGGUGACAACUUGAAGGAACAUCUGGCGGUGAUUCCCAAUCUGGUCAUGGGGGUGCUCGAGUGCCAAGACUUGGUUUCGGUGGACACAAUGGACAAUUUCGUGCAGGCCAUGCUGCGAGCUCGAAUCUCGAGACGAGUCAUUGCCGAACAACACCUUGCCCUCACGGAAACAUUCAACUCGCCUUGGCACGUGCCCCAACCCAGUUCUGAGAACGAGUUUGUGGGCGAGGUCCUGCUCCGAUGCAACGCGAAGGAGGUUAUUGAACGUUGUGGCCGGUUCACCCAAGAGAUUUGCAGAUCGACCGCAGGCGCUGACCCAGUGGUACCAGACAUUCGAAUCCAGGGUCAUACGGGGGCUACAUUUCCGUACGUGUUGAGUCAUCUUGAAUACAUUGUCGGCGAGUUGUUGCGGAAUUCCACACAGGCGGUCAUGGACAAGUACCGGAAUCCUCGAGAACCACCACCACCCAUUGACGUUCUGAUCUGCGAGGCACCACAGAACGUGGUUAUCCGCAUCUCUGACCAGGGCGGAGGCAUACCCCGAGAUAUCAUGCCCUUUUUGUGGUCCUUUAACAAAGGCCCCAGAAGCGCUUCACGGCUACAAAACUUCAGGGACGUGCCAACCCUCGCAGCCACCAUGCAGGAAGUGCGAUUGCAUGCGGGCGACAAGCCCAGCGGGAAAAUCAGAGACACUUCCCUGAGCACUUUGGCCACAAGGCCACCUGACCUCAGGCUGGGCAUGGGUUUGCCAAUGAGUCGUGUAUACGCUGAAUAUUGGGCGGGCAAGCUCGAGUUACAUAGUCUCGAGGGUUAUGGCGUGGAUGCAUUCCUGCAAAUCUCGAAAUUGGGAAACCAGAACGAACAGCUUACAUCGCGCGCCAGCAUUGACGCGGUCUGA
This is a messenger RNA of Cladophialophora psammophila CBS 110553, 1320 nucleotides long. Its product is annotated as serine/threonine protein kinase. Gene Ontology annotation, molecular function: pyruvate dehydrogenase (acetyl-transferring) kinase activity. The coding region runs from base 1 to 1320 and encodes 439 amino acids. The transcript has 3 exons. Gene Ontology annotation, biological process: protein phosphorylation; regulation of glucose metabolic process. Gene Ontology annotation, cellular component: mitochondrion. NCBI's taxonomy places the organism in Eukaryota, Fungi, Ascomycota, Eurotiomycetes, Chaetothyriales, Herpotrichiellaceae. The record is from RefSeq and is a predicted model, not a curated record.